This is a messenger RNA of Oncorhynchus mykiss (rainbow trout), 1302 nucleotides long. NCBI's taxonomy places the organism in Eukaryota, Metazoa, Chordata, Actinopteri, Salmoniformes, Salmonidae. The record is from RefSeq and is a predicted model, not a curated record.
AUGGCUGCUGUGAAGAACUCUGUGUCUGAGGACCCCCUCCUGGGCAAAGGCCCUGACAAGGACGCCUCAGGGGUGUCUUUGUCAGGGAGUGUGUUAGACUCUGGGAGUGUCCUCUCAGAUGACUCAGUGCUUCCAGACAACGAGCAGGAAGGUGAUUCACAGGGUACUGCCAACACGCUGUAUGAUGUGUGCACUCGGAAUGACCCCCUGGCACUCCGAAAGGUUCUGGAGAGAGGGGUUACAAAAGAGGAGGUCAUGGCAGUAGACCACAACGGCUGGGACAUAAAUCACCAGGACAACGAUGGCAACACAGCACUGAUGAUCGCUGCACAAGCAGGUCACACCAUUACAGUGACCUACAUCCUAAACUACUACCCCGGGGCAGACACAGAGAUCCGGGAUUGCCGUGGCUUCACCACACUCAUUAAAGCUGCCAUGCAGGGCCGAGACGAUGUGUUGUCUUCCCUCGUCAUGGCCGGUGCAGACCUAAAUGCAAUAGACACCAGGAAGCAGAAGUGUGCGCGGGACUGGGCACUAAAGACGGGCCGCUACGAGACCUUGAGCCGCCUCCGCCGCCUCAACCUGCGGCCUAGAGCCGAGCAGUUUACUGAGAGCUACGUCCCCGAGUGGCCAGAACUGAAAGUGCUGGUGGCCAAAGCCACAGCCAACAAGAGCACUGGCCAGAUGAUUACCCAGCACAUCAAGUCCAUCUUCAGCUUCAAUUUUCUCCAAGACCCCCAGGACAACGGGGUCUUUGACCAUAUGGUGCGUAUCACCACCAGCAUCCACAGCCCUUUGGUGGCCACCGCCUGCCAGCCGCUAUGCCCCACCAGCCCCCCUGAGGUGGGAAAGAGGCGCUUGGCCGUGCCUGAUCUCAGGAAGAAGCACUCAGAGAAGAAGCUGGAGGAGAGCUCUGUGUGCCACAGCAACGGCUCCGUCUCUUCCAUCAUUCCACACAUCCACUCGGCCGAGACCAUCGCCACGUCCUGCUGUGUGGACACAGAGCGCAGGGGCAGUAUUAUCUCUAUAGCCUCCACCGGGGUGCGCACCUUCAUGCCCAGGAACAUGGCCCACAGGAAUAGUGUGUUCCCUUCUGGCUGCAUCCCCAAGAUCCAGAUAGUGAAGUCUGGAGAGCCCACGCCUAGGAAGGAAAAAAAUAAGAAGAGGCACAAGGGUCACCUGGAGCUGCCCGUAUGGAAGUACAAAGCAGAGAAGCAAGAGAAGAAGGAGAGGAAGAAGGCAGAGAAAGAAAAAGAGAAGGCCAAGAAGGAAAAGGAAAGGAAAAAGAAGAGAGAGAAGUAG